Molecule: messenger RNA, 2871 nt
Organism: Rattus rattus (black rat)
Lineage: Eukaryota; Metazoa; Chordata; Mammalia; Rodentia; Muridae
Gene: Ern2
Product: endoplasmic reticulum to nucleus signaling 2
Exons: 22
Coding region: 52-2835 (927 amino acids)
Biological process (GO): IRE1-mediated unfolded protein response; intrinsic apoptotic signaling pathway in response to endoplasmic reticulum stress; protein phosphorylation
Cellular component (GO): IRE1-TRAF2-ASK1 complex
Molecular function (GO): protein serine/threonine kinase activity; RNA endonuclease activity; ATP binding
Source: RefSeq, a predicted model, not a curated record
CCACACUGAGGGAGGACAGGGAGCCGGAGACUUUGUGGUUGCCUACAGGCUAUGGCGAGACCAGUUCAGAGUUUCCAACUGUGGUCUGCCCUCGGGUUCCUGCUGCAGCUUGCAAUCUUUCUGGGGAAACUCGGUCCACAGGUCCAAUCCAUCAGGCCAGAGAGCCUUCUGUUUGUCUCUACCUUGGAUGGAGGUCUCCAUGCCCUGAACAAGCAGACAGGGGACUUGAAGUGGACAGUGAAGGAUGACCCCAUCAUCCAGGGACCAAUGUAUGUCACAGAAAUGGCCUUCCUCUCUGACCCAGCUGAUGGCAGCCUGUACAUCUUGGGAACCCAGAAGCAACAGGGGCUGAUGAAACUGCCAUUUACCAUCCCAGAGCUGGUUCACGCCUCUCCUUGUCGCAGCUCUGAUGGUGUCUUCUACACGGGCCGGAAGCAGGAUGCCUGGUUUGUGGUGGACCCUGAGUCAGGGGAGACUCAGAUGACACUGACCACAGAGGGCCUUUCUACUCCUCAACUCUACAUUGGCCAGACACAGUACACAGUCUCCAUGCAUGACCCACGGACCCCAGCCCUGCGCUGGAACACAACCUACCGCCGCUACUCCGCGCCCCCUGUGGACGGCUCACCUGGGAAAUACAUGAGCCACUUGACAUCCUGUGGGAUGGGCCUGCUUCUCACUGUGGAUCCAGGAAGUGGAACUGUGCUGUGGACACAGGAUCUGGGAGUGCCUGUGACAGGGAUCUACACAUGGCAUCAGGAUGGUCUGCGACAGCUGCCCCAUCUUACCCUGGCUCGGGAAACUCUACAUUUCCUUGUCCUCCGCUGGGGCCACAUCCGUCUUCCUGCCUCCAGCUCCCAGGACACAGUCACCCAGUUCUCUUCAUUAGACACCGAACUUUUGAUGACACUGUAUGUGGGGAAAGAAGAAGCUGGUUUCUAUGUCUCUAAAGCACUGGUCCAUGCUGGGGUGGCCCUCGUGCCCCGUGGACUGACCCUGGCACCCAUGGAUGGCCCCACAACAGAUGAGGUGACAGUUCAAGUCUCGGGGGAGCGAGAGGGCUCACCCAGCACUGCUGUCAGAUACCCCUUGGGCAGCGUGGCCCUUCCCAGCCAGUGGCUACUCAUUGGAUACCAUGAACCUCCCCCUGUCCUGCACACCACCAUGCUAAGGGUUCAGCGCACCCCAGGGAAAGGGUCUGCUGACACAAGAGACUCAGACGACCUCCACGCUCCAGCUCUCUCCUUCGAGUUCCUAAACCUGAAGAGGGAGGAACCUUGGGAUCCAGAACUACAUCCUGAAGAGAAAGCUGACGCUUAUCCAGGGCUGGGAUCCCAAGACCUGCUAGCAGCUAGCUUCACUGCCAUUCUCUUGGGAGCCUGGGUCCUCUACCUGAUGAGGCAGCAGCAGCAGAGUCCUUCAGCACCUGCAGGCCCUUCGGACCUCUCACAAGACACUCAGGUACAGCUCUCGAGGGACACCCUACAGAACCAGAGGAGUUUUCAAAGCUCCCCAGAGCCAGCCCAGCCAGCCCAUGAUCCUGAAGCAGAGCAGCCCACUGUAGUGGGGAAGAUUUCCUUCAACCCUAAGGAUGUGCUGGGCCGUGGGGCAGGAGGAACUUUUGUUUUCCGAGGACAGUUUGAGGGACGGGCAGUAGCCGUGAAGAGGCUCCUCCGAGAGUGCUUCAGCUUGGUUCGACGAGAGGUGCAGCUGCUGCAAGAGUCUGACAGGCACCCCAAUGUGCUGCGCUACUUCUGCACAGAGCAGGGCCCCCAGUUCCACUACAUUGCCUUGGAACUCUGCCAGGCUUCCUUGCAAGAGUAUGUGGAGAGCCCAGACCUAGACCGCUGGGGCCUGGAGCCUACCAUGGUGCUGCAACAAAUGAUGUCUGGCCUGGCCCACCUGCAUUCUUUACACAUAGUACACCGUGACCUCAAGCCGGGCAACAUUCUCAUGGCUGGGCCUGACAGCCAGGGCCAAGGCAGAGUGGUCAUCUCUGACUUCGGCCUCUGCAAGAAGUUACCUGCUGGCCGUUGUAGCUUCAGUCUCCAUUCUGGUAUUCCCGGCACAGAAGGCUGGAUGGCCCCAGAGCUACUGCAAGUGCCCCCAGACAGCCCGACCAGCGCGGUGGAUAUCUUCUCUGCAGGCUGUGUGUUUUAUUAUGUGCUUUCUGGUGGCAGCCACCCCUUCGGAGAGAGUCUCUACCGCCAGGCCAACAUCCUCUCAGGGGACCACUGUCUGGCUCAACUGCAGGAAGAGACCCAUGACAAGGUUGUGGCACUGGACUUAGUGAAAGCCAUGCUGAGCCUGCUGCCCCAGGAUCGCCCCUCAGCAGGAUGGGUGCUGGCUCACCCCCUCUUUUGGAGCAGAGCUAAGGAACUCCAGUUCUUCCAGGAUGUCAGUGACUGGUUGGAGAAGGAACCAGAGCAGGGACCUCUCGUGACGGCGCUGGAGGCAGGAAGCUACAAGGUGGUCCGGGAAAACUGGUACAAGCACAUCUCAGCACCUCUGCAGGAAGACCUGAAAAGGUUCCGGUCAUAUAAAGGGACAUCAGUGCGAGACCUGCUCCGUGCCAUGAGGAACAAGAAGCACCACUACAGGGAGCUCCCAACCGAGGUGCGCCAGACACUAGGCCAACUUCCCGCUGGCUUCAUCCAAUACUUCACACACCGCUUUCCCAGGCUGCUACUCCACACUCACCGUGCCAUGAGGACCUGUGCUUCUGAGAGCCUCUUCCUGCCCUACUAUCCACCGGCGUUAGAAGCCAGGGGGUCCUGCCAGGUGCCACAAAGAGCGGAGACAUCCAGAGGCCCCAGAGGCAGACCAAGGAGUUGAGCCUGUGGCUCAAUCUGGCCUCAGGAGUGUCAGAAA